UCUUCUUCUUCUUCUUCUUCUUCUUCUUCUUCUUCUUCUUCUUCUUCUUCCUCUUUUUUUUCUUUCUCUCUCCAUUAAUCAUAAAAACUUGAAGUUUAAUUUCUCCACCAAAAUCUUUACUCUACUUAUGGCAACCGUUAGCAUUUCUACUCUUUCUUCUCUCUUCCAAACUCGGCAUAACCAUUAAAGCUCGAAACUUCGCGUUUUUUUUCAAAAAUAAAACAAAACCCUUUAUUAAAAAAUUUGAUUUCAAUAUUAUUCUAAGGUUUUUUUGAUAGGUAAUCUCCCCAAAAAAAUGGGGGCAAAAAAAAAUUAGGUACAAUUCCAAAAAAAAAAAAAAAAAAAGAAAAGAAAAAAGUUGGGUACUUUUUUUUAUAUAUAUAUAUAUAAAAAAUGGCUGCUAAUCAUCAUCAAUUAAUGGAGGAGAAAUCAUCUUCAUCAACAAGCUUUUGUUAUUCAGAUGUUCAUAAUUUAGGAGUUACUCAUCUUCAAAAUUUUGAAUCAAACCCUGAAAUUUACAACUUAACUAGUGGUAUAGAAAUGAUAGGGUUUCAACCUAAACCUCAGAGUUUAAUAUCCGGAGUUGCACAACAAGAAGAACAACGGCAACGUCAUCAGCAACAAGAGAUGGGGUUUAUUGAUGAUUCAUCUUUAAGGCCUUGUGUUUUCCCUUGUGAAGGUAAUGAGAGGCCGAGUCAAGGGCUUUCGCUUUCGCUCUCGUCUUCUAAUCCAUCCACUAUUAGCCUUCAAUCCUUUGAGCUUAGACAUAAUCUUCCUCAUCAUGGUCAAAGAUUUGAUCUUUCUUCCCCGUCUUCGAAUACUCGAGACGGGUUUUUGGGAAAGUCUCAAUCUUUUCAUCAUCUUCAACAAGAACAAGAUGAACAACACCAACAACAACAACAAGGUUUUUUUGGGAAAAGUGUUGUUGUGGAUGGUAGUAGUACUAGUGGUGGUGGUGGUGGUAGUAUGAGUAUACAAUUUGAAAUGAUGAGGAAUUCUAAGUAUAUGGGGCCCACUCAGGAGCUUUUGAGUGAGUUCUGUAAUCUUGGAACAAAGGAUUAUGAUGAUGAUUUACAAAGGAAAUUGUCUAAGAAGAAGAAUAAAGAGCAAUUGGAUUUCGAAGGCGGGGGUAACGACAACAAUGAUGAUCGUAGUCAUAACCCCAAUAAUAACAAUAAUAAUAACAACAAUAAUAAUGCGAGUAGUAGUUCCAAUGUUAAUCCAUCAUUGUAUGGUGUUAGUCUAUUGGAAUUGCAGAAGAGGAAGACAAAGUUGCUUACCAUGUUGGAAAAGUUGGACAGAGGAUACAAGAACUACUGUGAACAAAUGAAAGGAGUAGUGUCUUCCUUUGAGGCAGUGGCCGGACCGGGCGCGGCGGAUACAUACUCUGCCUUAGCCUCCAGGGCAAUGUCAAGGCAUUUCAGGUGUUUAAGAGAUACAAUUGUAGCUCAAAUCAAGGAAACCAAGAAAGCAAUGGGAGAAAAAGAUAAUGCAAGUAAUGCAACAGUUCUAGGAACAACAAGAGGUGAAACUCCAAGACUUAGGCUUUUAGACCAAAAUUUGAGGCAACAAAGAGCUUAUCAACAAAUGACCUUGAUGGAGGCUCAUCCCUGGAGACCUCAAAGAGGCUUGCCUGAACGUUCCGUUUCGAUCCUUCGUGCUUGGCUCUUCGAGCACUACCUUCACCCGUACCCAAGCGACGUCGAUAAGCACAUCUUAGCACGUCAAACCGGUCUUACAAGAAGCCAGGUGUCUAAUUGGUUUAUUAAUGCGAGAGUGAGGCUAUGGAAGCCAAUGGUGGAGCAAAUGUACCUAGAGGAGACCAAAGAGGAGCAAGACAAGAACAUGGGCUCCUCCUCCGAUGGUGGUACCGAGCAUCAACUGUCUACUACGGAUCAUCUCGGUGGCCUUAUUCACCACCAACAACCACCACAAGAACAAAAACCGGACCCUGAUCAACUCAUUCGGAUUGAUCCGGACUCACUCUCCUCCAUUGUCAACAACACCACCACCACCACGGCCACCUCGAGUAGGGUUGACACUCAAAACAGGAUGAGUCAUUUACAUUUUCAACAAAAUGGUCAAUUUAUUGGUAGGGUUGAGGGUUUUGGUUCAGUGGAUCAUUUGGAUUUUCCAUCCUCCUCAUCAUACAACCAACAGCACCAUGCAGCAAAUUAUGGGACUACUGCUCAAAAUGACAAUAGUACCCCUCACCAAGGCUUUGGUGGUGGCAAAAAUGUGUCAUUGACACUAGGGUUGCAACAACAUGGUGGUAAUGGGGUGAGCUUAGCGUUUUCGCCCGCGUCUCAGGCAGCAGCUUCCCUCUUCUAUCCUAGAGAGCAAAUGGAUGAUAAUCAUCAGUACACUCUCUUGGAUGAAAAUCAAGGGCAGAACAAUUUGCCUUACAGGAACUUGAUGGGUGCACAAGUACUCCAUGAUUUCGCCUAAUCACCCGUAGCUGAUUAUGUUAUAUUAUGAGAGAUUAUCAUCAUCCAAAUGAAUUGAAAUUCUUGGAAGCUCGGAUCAUCAAAUAUAUGGGGUAAUUCAUAUUUUGAGGUUUAAUUUCUUAGUUUGUAAGGAAUCUUAUACUAAGUAGGUAUUAGGUUAGGUAUUAAGCUAGAUGGGCUCAAUUUAAACUAGUGAUUCUAUAUUAAAUAUCUAUAAUACUCCAUGAUAUAUUGAUACA
Chenopodium quinoa (quinoa) is the source of this 2686-nucleotide messenger RNA. RefSeq names its product homeobox protein BEL1 homolog. The record is from RefSeq and is a predicted model, not a curated record. Bases 394 to 2448 code for a protein of 684 amino acids. Lineage: Eukaryota; Viridiplantae; Streptophyta; Magnoliopsida; Caryophyllales; Amaranthaceae. Gene Ontology annotation, biological process: regulation of transcription by RNA polymerase II. The transcript is spliced from 4 exons. Gene Ontology annotation, molecular function: RNA polymerase II cis-regulatory region sequence-specific DNA binding; DNA-binding transcription factor activity, RNA polymerase II-specific.